AAAGGAUGAUGGUAGCCCUUAAAUUGAAAAUUAGGGUUUUUGUGGGGAGGAGAGAGAAGAGAGAAAAAGAGGUUUCCUUACUCGCAUAUAGUCUUAAACUACAUAGGUAUAUAGCCUAUAUGCGAGUAACACUCCAAAAAAGCUCACGGUGCCGGUGCCCAACUCAUAAGCAAAUUGAAUUCCUUUAGAACCUUUGGAAUCUGGAACCUCUCAUAUGUCAUACGCAAAGCUCGAAUUGCAGAAGCUUGUUCCAGUGUUGUGGCUGGAAAUCAUUAAGGAAUGACCUGUCAUCCCCGGGCCCAGGGCGGCCGCCCCACUUGCCCUGGCUCAGGGACGGGCCUGCCUCUGCCAUUGAAUAAAUUGAAUGUGACCUCAAGUAUUUUGGACGUUUCAUCAGCCGGUGCAACCAAGGAGAAGACAUAUGUGGUUUUAGUUGCAACUGGAAGUUUUAAUCCUCCCACUUUUAUGCACUUGCGGAUGUUCGAGUUGGCUAGAGAUGCACUGAGUUCUGAGGGUUAUCAUGUUAUUGGAGCCUAUAUAUCACCUGUGAAUGAUGCAUAUAAGAAGAGGGGCCUGUUAUCUGCUGAACAUCGUAUAGAAAUGUGUCAACUAGCCUGCAAAAGUUCAAACUACAUAAUGGUGGAUACGUGGGAGGCAAAACAAGCUACCUAUCAACGGACAUUGACGGUUUUAUCUAGAGUGAAGAGCUUUUUGUGCGAGAAUAGUCUUGUUUCACCUGGAUCUCUUCGGGUUAUGCUUGUCUGUGGUUCGGAUUUAUUGGAAUCAUUUGGCAUUCCUGGUGUUUGGAUACCGGAGCAGGUCCGGGCCAUAAUUAGAGACUUUGGCGUGGCUUGUAUUCGUAGAGAAGGGCAAGAUGUUGACAAGAUUAUAUCGAGCAAUGAGAUAUUGAAUGACAACAAGAGUGGUAUUAAGGUUGUGGAUGAACUUAUAUCAAACCAAAUUAGUUCAACACGAAUAAGGGACUGCAUCUCGAGAGGGUUGUCCGUGAAGUACCUAACAGCUGAUGAAGUGAUAGAUUAUAUACGAAAACAUGACCUAUAUCUGCACCAAUCAAAUAUCUGACUGCAACCCAAAACCACAAAAUAUACACCUUCAUUUCUGCUUACAUCCGACAUGAUCAACCAACAAGUGCUUGGGAUUAGCUGGUAAGAGGGUUAUUCCAGCUCGAUAGAGGUCUUGGAUUCAAGUAUUUGGAGCGCAAAGCACUUGUUAGGAGCUUUACCCCCAAUUGGACAUGUUCUUGCUUGAAUAUGGAUUUAUCAGAGUCAAGUAGGCUUUAGAUUACAGGUUGUUUCUUCACCAUUCCACACGUGACAUGAUGGUUUUCAAUAACUCAUUAAUUUGUUGCAGAAAGUUUUGCCUCUGAGGUUGUGCUUGGGACUAAUUCUGAAACUUUUUGUUUUCCCAUGCUACACAUAUUACGAAAGAGAACAGAAGAUUGAAAAUUAUACACUGUAAUUAAACGAAAUAUGUCACUUUAUUUCAAGCAUUGGAGAGCGAUACGAAAGGGUCGAGAUUGACAUGAGGAGUGCAGCUUCUCCACCAUCCAACAGUUUUUACUUGUAAUGACCAUAUGGAUUAUAGAAGUCCAGCCCAGCCUGAGGAGAUCCAGAUGGACCUAAACUGUCACUGCUACUUGGAUCACCACCGAUUCCGAGAGCCAAACUUGGACCACUACCUUCACUGGCAGUAGCAGUGUACAGGUGACUCAUACUAAUUGGGCCAGAACUUGUGCCUGAUCCAUCAUGGUAGUUCCCACCAUUAUUGGCAGAAGUACUAAACAUAGCAAAUUGAGGAUGAACCACAGCAAAAGGAGGCAAAACAUUAGUUGUAGGAGUAACUAAAGUAGCCUCAGUGCCUAUGUUCCCGACACCACGCCUAGGGAUCAGGGGAAGCAUCUCGCUCUCACGGUAUUUUUGGAGAUAUAUCGAAAGUGGCUGAACAUAGUGAUCAAACCCGAGCCUGGACAUUGCCCCUAUAAGAUCUUCAGCUGUUAUGGUCUUGCGAUGCUCGAGUUGACAAGUCUCAUUAGCUUCACUGGUGAUGAAGCUAAUGAACUCAGAGACACAUUCCUGUAGCAUCUCCUUGGCCUCGUCCGCCACCUUUGCGUGUGGGGGUAGGGCCCGCCUCAUGAUCCGGACCACAUUUGCUAUGGGCAUGUAGAGCUCAUGUUCGCGAAAUGGGGCUAACGAGGACUUGGAGCGAAGGAUUGGGGUUGAAUGAUUGGUGCGUAAAGUAGGGGCCUUGUUGCCAAUGUUAUCCUGGAUUUGAGAAGGGUUUGGCAUUGAGCCUUGAAUGUUGUUGGUUGUCCUGUUGAGUCCAUUAGCAUCACCCACCAACGGCAUUGGACCUGAAAAUUAACAUUCAGAGAAGAGGGAAUUAUCUUCCUAUAGGAUAGCCUAAACACACUUGCCCAAUUCCAUACAACAUGCACAAAAAUUUCUGAUUUGUUCAAUAAUAAACAAUUGUUAUGAUAAUAAUAAAUAUGGUAGCUGAGUAUUACAUGCA
Messenger RNA from Beta vulgaris subsp. vulgaris (sugar beet), 2529 nucleotides. Its product is annotated as nicotinamide/nicotinic acid mononucleotide adenylyltransferase. Gene Ontology annotation, biological process: NAD+ biosynthetic process. Gene Ontology annotation, molecular function: nicotinate-nucleotide adenylyltransferase activity; nicotinamide-nucleotide adenylyltransferase activity. The record is from RefSeq and is a predicted model, not a curated record. Bases 280 to 1083 code for a protein of 267 amino acids. The transcript has 10 exons. Lineage: Eukaryota; Viridiplantae; Streptophyta; Magnoliopsida; Caryophyllales; Amaranthaceae.